UUCAUGGCUAAUUUAACCGGCGCUCGUUGUGAUUGCUGCAUUCGGUCUUUUGAUCAAAUGACUGAUGAGCUUGGCCAUGCUGAGCUCCUCGGAUAGCCCGACUUGGGACCUUGGCCUCUCUCGCCGUCGAAUAGCCUUUUGGCUCAGUGCUAAGCAUCCUUCAACUCUGAGCUAGCUAAAGAAAUGUCUGUCGGGAUAUCCAAUUGUCUCGGUCCGGGACCAAGGCCAUAUGCCGGCAACCCAAGAAUGUACGAGAUAUAAGAAGUGCUGGAACUAGUCCGAUAGAAUGAAGUUAUAGCAGCGGUCCACGCCCAUCUCAUCUGCUCUCCGAACUCGCUCCCAAUGUACAGUCUCCUAGGGCUCCUCGCUGCGCUGGGCUGCGCGCAGUCCGCCCUCGCAGUCCCCCUAGCCAGCCCCCCAAACUCUUCCUACAUCGACUGGCGCACCUUCAAAGGCAACGGCGUCAACCUCGGCGGCUGGCUCGAGCAAGAAUCCACAAUAGACAGUCUAUUCUGGGAUAAAUACUCUGGCGGCGCCUCAGACGAAUGGGGCCUCUGCGAACAUCUAGGCUCACAAUGCGGCCCCGUCCUCGAGCACCGCUACGCAACCUGGAUCACCAAGGCCGACAUUGACAAGCUCGCUUCCGGCGGUAUCACAGUCCUGCGCAUCCCCACCACCUAUGCCGCAUGGAUCGAUCUCUCCAGCUCGCAGCUCUACUCGGGAAACCAAACGGCCUACCUCAAAGAAAUCGCCGACUACGCCAUCAAGACCUACAACAUGCACAUCAUCAUCGACACGCACUCCCUCCCCGGCGGCGUCAACGGCCUGACCAUCGGCGAAGCCACCGGCCACUGGUACUGGUUCUACAACGAGACCAACUUCAACUACUCCAUGCAAGUGAUCGACCAAGUCAUCAACUUCAUCCAAACCUCGGGAUCCCCGCAAUCCUACACCCUCGAGCCCAUCAACGAACCCGCCGACAACAACACCAACAUGGUCGUCUUCGGCACGCCCCUCGCCCUGACGGACCACGGCGCUGCCUGGGUCCUCAAGUACAUCCGGGCUGUGGUUCAACGGGUCGAAUCGGUGAACCCCAACAUCCCCGUCAUGUUCCAGGGUAGUUUCAAGUACCCGCAGUACUGGGAGGGUGACUUCCCCGCGAGUACGAACCUCGUCUUCGACACGCAUCACUAUUACUACGAGCAUAUGGAUUCCUCGUCGGAGAAUCUGCCCGAGUAUAUUCUUGCGGAUGCGCGGGAGAAGUCGGGCACGGGCAAGUUCCCCGUGUUUGUGGGCGAAUGGGCAAUCCAGGCGACGUAUAAUAAUACGUUGGCGCUGCAGAAGAGGAAUGUGUUGGCGGGGUUGGAGACUUGGGGGAGCUUUUCGCAGGGGAGUUCGUAUUGGACGGCGAAGUUUACGGGGAAUACGAGUGUCGCUGGACAGGGGGAGCAGAAGGAUUAUUGGUGUUAUGAGACGUUUAUUGACGAGGGGUAUUUCAAUUGAGCAACUGCAACUCUGCGGUUGUUUAGUUGCUUGUUUUGUGUAGGAUUUGGAAUGUUGUAUAUAUGAUGGAAUGGAAUGAACUCAUGGGUACUAUUGAUGACUUUUUUAAAACAAAAUGAACAACACAGUCUAGACUCGUAGGAAAUAGAAUGCUCAAUACUAC
This is a messenger RNA of Aspergillus welwitschiae, 1666 nucleotides long. Its product is annotated as glycoside hydrolase superfamily. Gene Ontology annotation, molecular function: glucan exo-1,3-beta-glucosidase activity. Gene Ontology annotation, cellular component: cell surface; extracellular region. Bases 343 to 1503 code for a protein of 386 amino acids. Gene Ontology annotation, biological process: glucan catabolic process. The transcript has a single exon. Lineage: Eukaryota; Fungi; Ascomycota; Eurotiomycetes; Eurotiales; Aspergillaceae. The record is from RefSeq and is a predicted model, not a curated record.